ACUCACGGCCGCCAUAAUGCUUGUUUGCCUUCAGUGAGGAAGAGCAGCGGAUCAGAAACAAAAGAAACGCGCACUCGUCUUUGUGAACUGGUAUGAGCUUACAGUAUUACAGGGAUGCCCAAGGAAAAAUAUGACCCGCCUGACCCAAGGCGGAUGUACACAAUAAUGUCCAGUGAGGAGGCGGCCAAUGGGAAGAAGUCAUAUUGGGCAGAGCUGGAGAUUGUUGGAAAAGUGAGGAGUUUAAGUUCAGCAUUAUGGUCCCUUACCCACCUCACUGCUCUUCAUAUCAGUGAUAACUCACUUUCACGAAUCCCACCCGACAUUGCCAAACUACACAACUUGGUGUACCUGGACUUCUCGUCUAAUAAGAUCAGGAGCCUGCCCGCCGAGCUAGGCAACUUGGUUAAUCUCAGGGAACUGCUUUUAAAUAACAACCAGUUACGAGUUCUGCCUUUUGAGCUUGGAAAACUCUUUCAGUUACAAACGUUGGGUUUGAAAGGAAACCCACUUGCACAAGAAAUCUUGAACCUCUACCAAGAGCCUGAUGGGACACGUCGGCUACUCAACUACCUGCUGGACAAUCUUGCAGGCACCAAACGUGUACCUAUAGAACAGCCACCACCUCGCUCAUGGAUACCACUGCAGGAGCACGACAGAACACGGCCAGCAGCACUUUUCUCUGUAAUGUGCUACAAUGUGCUGUGUGACAAGUACGCCACACGCCAGCUCUACGGCUACUGUCCCUCCUGGGCCCUCCACUGGGACUACAGGAAGAAGUCCAUCAUGCAGGAGAUUCUCAACUGCAGUGCGGAUAUCAUCAGCCUACAGGAAGUGGAAACGGAGCAGUACUACAACUAUUUCCUGGUGGAGCUGAAGGAACAUGGUUAUGAAGGAUUCUUCAGUCCUAAGUCCCGAGCCAGGACCAUGUCUGAAUCCGACCGCAAACAUGUGGACGGCUGCGCAGUCUUCUAUAAAACAGAGAAGUUCAGUCUGGUGCAGAAACACACAGUGGAGUUUAACCAGCUGGCUAUGGCAAAUUCAGAAGGUUCAGAGGCCAUGUUGAACAGGGUGAUGACAAAGGACAACAUCGGAGUCGCUGUACUACUAGAGCUGCGGAAAGAGAUGAUGGAGCAUUCUGCUGGAAAGCCUCUGCAUGGCAUGGAGAAACAGCUCCUCCUUGUGGCCAAUGCUCAUAUGCACUGGGACCCCGAGUACUCGGAUGUUAAGCUUGUCCAGACCAUGAUGUUUCUGUCUGAAGUGAAGAACAUUGUGGAUAAAGCCACUCGCAGUCUCAAGCUCUCCUCCAUCUCAGGAGAAACCAAUGCCAUCCCUCUCGUCCUGUGCGCUGACCUCAACUCUCUACCCGAGUCGGGUGUGGUGGAGUACCUGAGCACAGGUGGUGUGGACAGCACCCACAAGGACUUCAAAGAGCUGCGAUAUAUUGACAGCUUGACCAACUUCAACUGCAACGGCAAGAACGGCACCUCCAGCACCAGGAUCACGCACGGCUUCAAGCUGAAGAGUGCCUAUGAGAACGGCCUGAUGCCUUACACCAACUACACGUUUGACUUUAAGGGCAUCAUUGACUACAUCUUCUACUCUCAACCUUUGCUUAACGUGCUGGGCGUGCUGGGUCCCUUGGACCUCCACUGGCUCCACGAGAACAAUGUCACUGGCUGCCCCCAUCCCCACAUCCCCUCUGAUCACUUCUCCCUGUUUGCACAACUGGAGCUGCUCCUGCCCUACCUGCCUGCUGUCAACGGCAUUCAUCUGCCUGGUCGCAGGUAGUUCUCAGAGCCAGCAGGGGGAGCUCCGGCCCCUGCCUUUUGUUCUCACAGUGGAGAGAGAAUGAGGCAAGGGCUGUUGUGUAUAAAUCUGAGAUGGGGUAUGGCAAACUUUUAUUCCCACGGAUUUUAACUGAAGCAGACGCUAAUGUCAGUCUUAUCUCUACCACCUCCCACCCACUUUUUCUUUCUUUUGUUUUUGUUUCAUUUUUCCUUUUCUACCCUCCGUUUCUGGGCACAAUUAACAUUCUGUACUUUUUUUCAAAACCCUAAGGGCCCUGAGUGAUCAUGUAAGUUUUACCUAAAGACAGAAAAAAAAGCUUUUUUAUAUAAAUAACUAAAUGGCAAUAUCUUUGAAACUCAUGCAGGGAGUCCAGAUAAAGCAAGUUAUCAUGAAAUGCAUAAUUUGGAUCAUGCUACUAUGAGGCCAGUGUAGAGCAAGCAGCUAAAUUUGAUGACGAAAAAAAAAAAGAAUUUCACCAGCUUAGGUCAGAUAGUCCGAUCUCCAGGAGCAACCCUUUAAAAAAGGGCUUUUAACGUGUAAAGAGAGCUGGCCGAACUCUUACAUUUGCGCUCAGUGGUGCUGAGGCCUCUCCACGGAUGCUCUAGCUGUUCACCAGUGAUGGGUUUGCACGGCCCGCCGUCACCAACUAGCGGGCCUUGUCCGUCUUGUAAUUAAGUCCAUUGGAUGCCAGUGCAAUCACACCUUUUUGUAUUCAUGCUUUUAAGAAAGCAACGUUUCAAGAGCCAAAAUGGCCGAUUUAUGGAGUUGUCUAGCUUCAUGUGCCAUAGAGCCCUCCUUGAGCUGAGGUGCCCGCUGAUCUGGUGCGUACGGCUGAGAAAGGGUUUCCGUGAAGAGAAAUCAUCUGGAAUGGCCAGCUUUGUGUUAGCGUGUGCCAGUAGCCUUUGCACCUGAGGAAGUUUGGCAGGAAAUCAUGCAGAAAAUAUGCUAGAACAGGCAAAGACAAGCACAUCCCACUCAUAGACGGAUAAAUUAAACUCUCAAUGUGACCAGUAGACGCCUCGCCCAGCCAAGACUAUAGGUUUUUUUUUUUUUUGGUCUCUACAUGAUUGUAUACAAGCAACAAAAGUCCGGAUCUACAGUUCCCGUUUUUACCCAGUGCAUCUCUCUCUUUCUCUCUCUCUCUCGUGAUUAUUAUUUUGGACGUAUAAUUUCACUGAGGCAGAUAUCUGGUGAUGUGAUCCCGUUCCCCUUCACUGUGCCUCACUGAUUCGUUUCUCUAAGCGCACUGACAGUGCUAUCAGUGAACACAUGAACAGCCUCAAUCUCUACAUCUUCACCAUCCUUAUACAAUAUCCUCAUUUCUGUUUAGGUUUUUUGUAUUCGCUGUCAAAUAUCUUAUUCUUCUGAUCUUUUUGGGUGUCUACAAAGUCGAGUAAAGUGAGUGUUUCUGCUGUGCCGAUCCGCGCUCGUGAAAUCCUAUUGUUCUCCUGUAGUUCCUCUUAUUUUUAUUUUUUUUAUUUCUCCCCAUUUGAAUUAUCUAUUUACUGCCACUUCCUCCCUCUCGACUCAGGCAAUUCUCUUUAACCGUAUAUUUUGCUUGUGUAUUUCUUUGUUCGGAUCUCGUUCUAUAUUUCACUUCCUGCUAGAUCACGGUUAUCUCCUCGUGUCGUGCCAUCUAAUGCAUUCUGCCACAAGGCCAAGUUAUAGAGCUCGAUUAACGACUGUAAAGCCUGUUCUCUGACCUGAUGAAAACAUACAUGGUGAUUUUUAUUUUUUUUGUCUGUUUUCUGCUCUAAACGCAAGGCCAGAGUACCAUUACUGUAGCGCGGUCUGAUUUUUAACUUCGUCUAUGGUGGCAUCGUUGUUUAUUGCCACGUGCUCGCGAAGUCAAUUUGUUUUCCGUUUUCCCCAUCCCUCUCGAGUUUGUCAUGUUUUAAAAAUGGAAUGGAUUGACAAGCACUUAUUGUAGAUCGCUGGUGCAGCUACUCAUUGCUUUUUUAAAAAAUGAAAACAUUUGCCAUGAGGCAGAGGUCAAUUUUAAUGACUUUUAUUAAGCAAGAGUAAAUAGAUGAACUGGGGAGGACCAUCUUAUAGUUCCCCUUUUGGUGUCCCUUUUUAUUCCUCACAUUAUCUCAGUCAGUUUUGUUUUUCUUCUGGUUGUUUUUAAUUGAAAGCAACUUGUCUGGUUAUAUUGGAUUGCUGAUGGUGUUGUAGUAAAAAGAUUUUUGUAAAGUGUGAAUAAAUAAUGUAUCACGUUUCCUUUCUUUGACUUGAAUUGUGUUGAUGUGUGUAUUAUAUCUAAUAGUUUUUGUCAUUUUCAUUUUGCUUUUGUUUUGUAAUACUCAAAACCAAAUUUUUUGUAAAAAUGUUGGCACACUGAAUUAUAGAUUUAUAUUGUUGCUAACGUUCACUUCGAGAUACUUUUGAGAAAAAAAAAAGAAAUGCGUCAAUGAAAUCGUAGAGUCUCACAGAGAAAUAAAGAGCUGUCAUUUUGUCACCAAACUAUUUCAACUUUGACCCUGAGCUUUAUGUGGCUUUUCACCUUGUUUGAGAACCAGUUAGUUUAAAGCGUACGAAUACGUUUGGGUUGUGGUAAGCAUAGCAGACACUUCUUUUGUCUCUCUCUCCUGUUUUUCCUACUUUCGUAGGUGUUUUCUUGCUAUUGAUCUCCAGAAGAAGUAAGGUUAAGGGUAGAUGAGAUGAAGAGACCUCUUUUAUAUUAGCAAGUGUUCUUGUUCUCCUUCCUUGUGUUCUGUGCACUCUUCAGUGUCACUGACCUCUGAAAAAGUCACUUCUAAUAAAUUGUGCAUGUUUAGAUAUUGUUGCCAUCGCCAUAUCGUUGUUUAGAGGCAUUUAUGUUUCCUUUGGGUCAAAGACAAUGGUUUCAGGUGGUGUCUUGUGCACGACAAGCAAAAACAGCAUAAUGCUAAUCAUGUCAACAUGCUCAACUUGGCAAUAAUGACUCGCAGCCAUUUCCCUCCUCCUUUUCAGAUCCACUUGAGCAGAUGUUUCUGGCUUUACCAUAGAAAUUCUUUUCAUUUCCUUUUCUUGUUUCAUAAUCAACUUUUCUCUGUCAGUAGGGGUAGUAGUUCAAUGGUCAGGAUUGUGGUUGAAUCAGCUGAGAGUCAAUAAGUAUUUAGGUAAUGUCACUAUAUAAUGCACUGGACCAACUCUUGUUUACCAUUUAUGGAAUACCAGCAUAACACUUGCACAAUGUU
Sinocyclocheilus anshuiensis is the source of this 4967-nucleotide messenger RNA. RefSeq names its product CCR4-NOT transcription complex, subunit 6a (gene cnot6a). The coding region runs from base 115 to 1788 and encodes 557 amino acids. Lineage: Eukaryota; Metazoa; Chordata; Actinopteri; Cypriniformes; Cyprinidae. Gene Ontology annotation, molecular function: 3'-5'-RNA exonuclease activity; protein binding. The transcript has 12 exons. The record is from RefSeq and is a predicted model, not a curated record.